GACGACGACGCCCGCAGGGACUUCGAGCGCGCGGCGCGGCUGGGCAGCCCCUUCGCGCGGCGCCAGCUGGUGCUGCUCAACCCGUACGCCGCGUUGUGUAACCGCAUGCUGGCCGACAUGAUGGGGCAGCUGCGCGGCCCCCGCAACGGACGCUGAGCGCGCGGGAGGGCCCGGCGCGGGGCGUGGGGGGCUGAACCAAUAAAGCUGCGGAGCUGAGCGACUGCGCGCCUUUCAGUUCUCUUACGCGCCCACGCACGGGAGCCCUCGCUCGGGCUGACCAGCCAGGGGGCCCGGGCGCCGGCCGGGAGGGGCGGGAGCGGCCACCCCCUCGCCCAAGGUCGGGCAUUGAUUGGCCCUGCCUGGCGCGGCCCCCGCCCUCGCCGCGGACUGCGGUGCUCAUCAGACCUGAACAGUUGCUCGGUUGCGCUGUCGGAGGGAGCCAGGUGAGCCGCUGGGGAGCGGGUGAUGGCGGGAUGUUUGCGCGAGCCUCCUCUUGGGCCCAAAGCCACCUGAGCAAGCGGGAUCGGAGAAGGACGCACAGGGCGAGAGAUGGGAGGGAGAACGGGGCAGGAGAAAGGACAGCGUCGGAGGAGGGCAGUCCGCGUGGGGGAGGGGUAUGUGCAGACCGUGUGUGUGUGUGUGUGUGUGUGUGUGUGUGUGUGUGUGUGUGGUGCAGCUGCACAGUUGCCCCUUCUGUGUAUCUCCGUGUGUGUGCCGUUUGUCCCCAGCAGUCAGAGCCGGGUUCUGCGCCCGCAGGUGCCCAGGUAUGUGCCGGGUGGGUCUGUGCCUGUGCCCCUGGGCUUCGCUCUUCGGCCGUGCCUCGGCCCCUGCGGGCCAGUCUACAGUCGUGACUCCGCGCAUGGUUCUUUUUGUCUUUCGAGAACAAAUUUCUGAAGGAGUUACUAGGCCUGCCUGCUUUCAUCUGGCUGACACCGAGGCCAGCCCGUAAUCUCAGCAGCCUGGGCCCAAGCCCUGGCCACCAUGGGGCUGCCUCCAGGCCCAGCCAUCCUCCCGCACACGCUGCUGCUCCUGCCAGCCCUUCUGAGCUCAGGCUGCGGGGAGUUGGCACCACAAAUUGAUGGUCACACCUGGGCCGAGAGGGCACUUCGGGAGAAUGAGCAUCAUGCCUUCACCUGUCGGGUGGCAGGGGGCCCUGGCACCCCCCGAUUGGCCUGGUACCUGGAUGGACAGCUACAAGAAGCCAGCACCUCAAGACUGCUGAGUGUAGGCGGGGAGGCCUUCUCUGGAGGCACCAGCACCUUUACUGUCACUGCCCAGCGGGCUCAACAUGAGCUCAACUGCUCCCUGCAGGACCCUGGCAGUGGCCGGUCAGCCAACGCCUCUGUCAUCCUCAAUGUGCAAUUUAAGCCAGAAAUUGCCCAGGUUGGGGCUAAGUACCAGGAAGCUGAGGGCCCAGGCCUCCUUGUUGUCCUGUUUGCCCUGGUGCGAGCCAACCCACCUGCCAAUGUCACCUGGAUUGACCAGGAUGGGCCCGUGACUGUCAACACCUCUGACUUCCUGGUUCUGGAUGCUCAGAACUAUCCCUGGCUCACCAACCACACCGUGCAGCUGCAGCUCCACAGCCUGGCUCACAACCUCUCAGUGGUGGCCACCAAUGAUGUCGGCAUCACCAGUGCCUCACUUCCAGGCCCAGGGCUCCUGGCCACCCGGGUGGAAGUGCCACUGCUGGGCAUCGUUGUGGCUGGAGGGCUUGCCCUGGGCACCCUAGUGGGAUUCAGCACCUUGGUGGCCUGCCUGGUCUGCAGGAAAGAGAAGAUCAAAGGCCCCUCCCGACGCCCAUCUCUGAUCUCUAGUGACUCUAACAACCUGAAACUCAACAAUGUGCGCCUGCCCCGGGAGAACAUGUCCCUCCCGUCCAACCUGCAGCUCAAUGACCUUGCCCCAGAUCCCAGAGCAGAGAAACUAGCAGACCGGCCAAUGGCUCGGAACAGCAGUCGGCCAGAACUUCUGGAACCUGAGCCUGGUGGCCUCCUCACCAGCCGAGGUUUCAUCCGCCUCCCAAUGCUGGGCUACAUCUAUCGAGUAUCGAGUGUGAGCAGUGAUGAGAUCUGGCUCUGAGCAAGGUGGAACAGGAGUGCCCUUUACCACGGCACCCGAAGUACCCACCCUCUGUUCCUCAGUGCAUCCUCUGCCUGGGCAUGUGGCCAACACAAAGAGACCAUGCCACUGGCACUGGCUGGUCCUCUCGCCUGGGGUAUCUGGGAAUCAAGCACAUAAUCUGUUUCGCUGGGAUCUGACACAUAGUUAGGGCUGCCAGCCAGAACUAAGCCCUUUGUGCUAACUCAGGUUGGGGCCUGCAUGUGAUGACCAGGCCCAGGCAGAUAGAACUCUCGGGCUAGGUGUGUCCAGGUGUCACCCAGGACCCAAGUGUGGUUUGGCUUGCUACAUGGCCCGCACCCAUAUUCAAUGCACCUUGUAUAGUAGGCAUGGGGGAUGCUUAUAGACAGGGAGGACCCUGCAUGUCUUGAAUGUCUUCUUAUGCUAUGCAGCUUUGUUCCCUCAGGGAAAAUGCAGUACCUGCUAGCUGUGUAGACCCAAACUGCCCUUUGCACAAGAACCAACCUGUGGCCCGGGGCCACCGCCAAGCACAACUUGUCCCUUUUGCUGCAUACCUCCCUGCCCUUCACCCCGUGCCUCUGGCCCUGCAUCUUCUUUGACAUCAUGGGUUAUACACUGGAUCUUCUCUGUUCCUUCUCCUGGCACUCUGUUCACUUCCGCAUUGGCCUGAUCCCCAGCAGUGCCAGUGCCUGGUGUUAGCACAAGUCUGGGAAGAAGAGAAAGGUGGCAAGUCUGGUGGCACCCAGGGUUGCAUGUAGCUAUGUUAUCAUUUUUAACAGUGUUCGCACUUUAAGCACAUUCCCUAGGGGAGGGGGUAAGAGAGAGCCCAGGGCCCUCUGGGAUCCCCAAGUUUGGCCUUCCUGUGAUUCACUGUGAGUGUCCAGAGCCCUCAGGUGGUUCCCCUCUCAGCAAGUCUCCCUGCCAGGGGACUCCAACCUGACCAACCCCUCACUGUCCCAUCUGUCAGAAGCCAUUUGUCCUACCCCACCCUCUGUUCUUUAGGUGGAGCUAAAGAGGCUACAUAAUUCAACAGUUCCAAAAACUUCAGGGAGACAUAGAGAAAGGGGGAGACUGCACACUCCAAAAUGCUUUUAAGAAGCAACAUGAAAAUUAUUGGAAAUUAGCAGAGUGCAGAGUAUAUUUUUCCCUUGUUGUUUUAUAAUUUUUCUCACGUUACUGCCUAGGACAGUGCUAAGCACACCGUAAAAUCAAUAAACUUCACUGAAUGAAUAUA
Chinchilla lanigera (long-tailed chinchilla) is the source of this 3313-nucleotide messenger RNA. RefSeq names its product transmembrane protein 25 (gene Tmem25). NCBI's taxonomy places the organism in Eukaryota, Metazoa, Chordata, Mammalia, Rodentia, Chinchillidae. Gene Ontology annotation, biological process: negative regulation of excitatory postsynaptic potential. The record is from RefSeq and is a predicted model, not a curated record.